UGGCAGGCCUGCUGCUUUUCUUCCUCUUUCAGAGGUUGAAUCUAGGAGUCCAACUCUGAUGGACUAUGAGAGCAACUACAUCAUUCAGCCCUGAGCUCCAAAUCAUCCUCAGUUUGCUGGCUGUUAUAGUGAAAGGGUGGCAUGAUUUGGAUAACACUGAUUAUGACUGCUGGCCCCUGGAGAAACCCGAUGAAUAUAACAUGCUGGACUGUGGAGGCCUAGAGAUGGCUUGGGUCCAGAGGCCUCCAGAAAAGGUCAUAAGUGGAGAAUCCUUUGAUGUAAUUUAUGCAGUCUUUGCUUCUGAUUACUUUUACCACUAUUCUGUGGAAAAUGGAAUCCUGUCCCACAGUGAUGCAAUGGCUGCUAAGAAGUUCUGUGAGGAGCAGGAAUGCCCUCCCAAUUGGAAAGAUGCUAAUGGAGAGAACUGCUGUGUCCAUCAUGCAAACAUCCACUCCUGUCCAUUGGCCUUCAUGGGCAAAGGUGGCAUUUGUGGACCAUGGAUCCCAGAUGAUGGCCAAAUAUUUACCCACACCAUAUCUACUGCCGGCAAAAUGACACAGACAAACUGGACUGCCAAGGUAGUCCUGGUGCAUGUAGGUAUGACUUCUCUCAUCGCACACAUCAGAGUUGGGAGAAUGCAAGCAGCUUUGGAAGCCCAAACCAUGGUCCUCCCUGCAGUAGUCUGUGGGGAUGACAUUUGUGAAGAUGAUGAGGGCUGUUCCACAUGCCCGGCUGAUUGUGGUGAAUGUCCAUUGACAACUGAUGUCAGGAUAGCAAUUGCCUUACCAGUAUGUUUGGUCUGCACUGGUUUUAUUCUGACAGUUGUGUGGUUCCAGUACCAAAAGCAAAAAAUGUUUUGGGAUGAAAGCUGGAUUAUAGACUUCAGAUGCAUCAAACAAGAGCACAUGACGAGGACUGCAGUGGGGAGUACCUUGAGUGUGCCACAUGCACCCAGUGCCUCCAACACCAGCUGUCUUACAACACUGAGCUCCUGUACUGCACCUGCGAACGCUUCCAAGAUGAACUACUUUACACAGAUUGGAACCUAUGAUGGUAGAACAGUGGCCAUCAAGAAAAUAAUGAACAAGACAUUUACCAUCACCAAGACCAUACGUAAAGAAGUCAAGCAAGUAAGAGAACUGGACCACCCCAACCUCUGCAAAUUCAUUGGAGGCUGUACUGAAGUACCAAACAUUGCCAUAAUAACUGAAUACUGCCCUAAAGGAAGCUUGAAUGAUGUGCUGCUCAAUGAAGACAUCCCUUUAAACUGGGGCUUCAGGCUUUCUUUUGCCACUGACAUUGCUCAGGGAAUGGCGUAUCUUCACCAGCAUAGGAUUUAUCAUGGACGAUUAAAGUCCAGCAACUGUGUCAUUGAUGACCGCUGGGCUUGUAAGAUUUCAGACUAUGGCUUACAGUCUUACAGAAAAGAUGAUUCUCUGAUGGAUUCCAAUGUCCCUCAUCAGCACUUUAUGCAAAUAUAUCUGGCUCCUGAGGCUCACUCUGUACCAAGCUUUGAACCAACUCCAGCUGCAGAUGUGUACAGCUAUGCCAUCAUUUUAUUAAUAAUAGCAACAAGAAGUGACCCAACACUGAAAGACGAUACACCUUCAGAAGAAUAUUCUUUGUGCCUACCUUUGGCUGAAUUAAUAUCAGAAAAAUCUGAGAAUGCCUGCCCAUGCCCUACAGAAUAUGUAGAGCUGAUCAGGAGAUGUAGAAAAAGCAAUCCAGCACAAAGGCUUACCUUUGAGCAAGUCAAGAAGUUGUUGCAUAAGAUGAACCCAAACAAAGUUAGCCCAGUUGACAUGAUGAUGACUUUGAUGGAGAAAUACAGCAAACAUCUGGAAGUGUUAGUGGCAGAAAGGACUCAGGACUUAAUGCAUGAAAAACAGAAGACAGACCGUUUGUUGUAUAGCAUGUUGCCAAAACAAGUAGCAGAUGAUUUAAGGCAAGGGAAACCAUCACAGGCCCAAAGUUACAUAAACUCCACUGUCUUUUUCAGCGACAUUGUUGGCUUUACUCAGCUCUCCAGCACCAGCACGCCUUACCAAGUGGUUGAAUUCCUAAACAAACUCUACACGACUUUUGAUGAAAUCAUAGAUAAUUAUGAUGUCUACAAGGUGGAAACUAUUGGAGAUGCCUACAUGGUUGUAUCAGGAGUGCCCAAAGAGAAUGGCAUUCGCCAUGCCAGUGAAAUUGCAAGUAUGGCUCUGGACCUGAUCUUGGUGUGCAAAACAUUUAGGAUUCCACACAAACCCAAUACCCAGCUAAAGAUUCGAGCAGGAAUUCACUCAGGGCCAGUUGUGGCAGGAGUUGUGGGAACAAAAAUGCCCCGGUACUGCUUAUUUGGAGACACUGUCAACACCGCCUCCAGGAUGGAGUCCACUAGUGAAGCUCUCAAAAUACAGUGCAGUUCAAAUACAUACCAGCUGUUGGAACAGAUUGGAGAGUACGUAUUGGUGUGCCGAGGGAAUUUGCAAGUGAAGGGAAAAGGUGACAUGAUAACAUAUUGGUUGGAAGGAAAGAAGGCUAGUACAGCUCAAAAGAAGGCUCUAAGCCCUUCUGCAACCUCUCAGAUGCUUAACCAAAAUACUUUCAGUAUCAUCCCAGGUGUUUUAUAGAAUGACUUGCUUUUAACCCCACCAGAAAAAGAAAAAACCUGGCGAGGUGGCUGAUGUUGUUUCUCAGUGGUCACAGUCUUUGUACAACCCAAAGAAGAAUCGGUGUUCUCUUUUCCACAACCAAUGUUCUCAUUAGAGAUAAAAAAGAAAAUAGAGACCAUUCUGGGCUUGACUCUGGCUGGUUUCAGUCAUGUUUUUUUUUGCCUACCCACAAACUAUGGUUUGUUCAGGGCCAACAAACCAGGAUCCAAAGCCAUUGUUUGAAUCUUGUUUGCAAGCGACAAUUUGUGCUGUUAUUUUGCUAUUAAGUCUACAUUCACAGACCACUACCAAACCACAAUUAGGUUCACUGUGCCACCUGACAUUUUUUAGGUGGCACACAAAUGGUAGUGAAUGGGGGGGACCAAACAAUUUAAAACCAUGGUUUGCCUGCUGUAUGUCUGGAAGCUCAAAUGAUGGUGAUCCUCUUUCCAUCCACACACUGGCGGCAAAGCUCUGAAAAGCGCAGCCAGGAUUCUAAAUUUUCAAGGGAACCCACAUGCAUGGAGCAGGUUCCCCUCUUUAGAAUGCUUUUCCAACACAUGGAUGUCAGGGGUGGAGCCAGCCACUCUCUCUCCAUGUGAUUAUAAUUACAUGUUUUAACACCCAAAUGGGGAUCUAUUGAAGGAGAUAAUCUGGAACACCCCUUUCUAAAUAUGGAAGUAGGAGAUGGAGGCAGAAAAAUGGCAUUUUGUCUAGAAACUGCCAAAGCACUUUUCUUGAGGUCCCUUCCUGCCAAAGCUGGCACUCUUUGAAGAAAUU
Rhineura floridana is the source of this 3419-nucleotide messenger RNA. RefSeq names its product atrial natriuretic peptide receptor 1-like. Gene Ontology annotation, biological process: cGMP biosynthetic process; protein phosphorylation; intracellular signal transduction. The record is from RefSeq and is a predicted model, not a curated record. Gene Ontology annotation, molecular function: guanylate cyclase activity; peptide receptor activity; protein kinase activity. NCBI's taxonomy places the organism in Eukaryota, Metazoa, Chordata, Lepidosauria, Squamata, Rhineuridae. Bases 66 to 2618 code for a protein of 850 amino acids. The transcript is spliced from 24 exons.